GGGAGCGCUGAGAUUCGCUCUGGAUGUUCGCCGGUCUCUAGGUGGUGCCAAAUCCUGGGGCCUAGGCAUUUUCCCUCCCUUUAUGUUUUUUUGUUUUUCUCCUUCCGUCAAUGUCUUCGAUUAGGCCGGACGCGGCCGUGGCAAGGAGUUGAAAAAAACAGAAAAGAGAAGAGAGAGAGAACACACCCCCAGACCCCAAGCUUCGCGAGCCGCCGGGGGAGGGGGCGGAGGAGGCUGAGCCAGGCACUCGCCCAGCGGCGACUUGAGAGUGGCGCGCGGAGGAGCGGCCACCGCUACCAGCUUUCCUUCCUCCUCCUCCUUCUUGCCCCCUUUUCUCCCCUGGAGCUGGUGGGGAGCGGGAACCCGAGAGGGAGAAAGCAGAAUAUAAAAACGCCCCGAAGACAGCCAGCGAGAGCGCGCGGAGACCGAUGGCUUCGCUGUACCAGAGGUUCACGGGCAAGAUCAACACCUCGCGGUCGUUCCCGGCGCCCCCGGAGGCGAGCCACCUCCUGGGCGGCCAGGGGCCCGAGGAGGACGGCGCGGGGCCCAAGCCCCUCGGAGCCCAAGCGCCGGCGGCGGCGCCCCGGGAGCGCGGCGGCGGCGGCGGCGCGGGUGGCCGGCCCCGGUUCCAGUACCAGGCGCGGAGCGACUGUGACGACGAGGACGAGCUGGUGGGGAGCAAUCCUCCACAAAGAAACUGGAAAGGAAUCGCGAUUGCUCUCCUUGUGAUUCUGGUCAUCUGCUCCCUGAUUGUCACCUCGGUCAUACUGCUGACACCAGCGGAAGAUAACAGUCUGUCUCAAAAGAAGAAGGUCACCGUGGAAGAUCUCUUCAGCGAGGAUUUCAGAAUUCACGAUCCUGAAGCCAAGUGGAUAAGCGAUAAAGAAUUCGUCUACAGAGAACAGAAAGGGAAUGUGAUACUACGGAAUGUUGAAACAAAUAUGUCUACAGUGUUAAUAGAAGGCAAAAAAAUUGAAUCAUUAAGAGCCAUCAGAUAUGAAAUCUCUCCAGAUAAAGAGUAUGCUCUUUUUUCCUAUAACGUGGAACCAAUAUAUCAACACUCCUAUACUGGAUAUUAUGUCCUGAGCAAAAUUCCUCAUGGGGACCCUCAAAGUCUGGAUCCACCAGAAGUCAGCAAUGCAAAACUUCAAUAUGCAGGAUGGGGCCCCAAAGGCCAGCAGCUGAUAUUUAUCUUCGAAAACAAUAUCUACUACUGCGCACACGUCGGGAAGCAGGCCAUCCGCGUGGUCUCCACUGGGAAGGAAGGCGUGAUUUACAAUGGCCUUAGUGACUGGCUGUACGAAGAGGAGAUUUUGAAGACCCACAUUGCCCACUGGUGGUCUCCUGAUGGCACAAGGCUGGCCUACGCCACCAUCAACGACUCACGCGUGCCCGUCAUGGAGCUCCCAACCUAUACCGGCUCCAUCUACCCCACCGUGAAGCCCUACCACUACCCCAAGGCUGGAUGUGAAAACCCCAGUAUUUCCCUCCACGUCAUUGGCUUAAAUGGACCCACCCAUGAUCUGGAGAUGAUGCCACCUGACGACCCACGAAUGAGGGAGUACUACGUCACCAUGGUGAAAUGGGCCACCAGCACCAAGGUCGCCGUGAACUGGUUGAGCCGGGCACAGAACGUGUCCAUCCUCACCCUCUGCGACGCCACCACUGGGGUCUGCACAAAGAAACAUGAGGAUGAAAGUGAAGCCUGGCUCCACAGACAGAAUGAAGAACCAGUGUUCUCCCAGGACGGCCGGAAGUUCUUCUUCGUCAGAGCAAUCCCGCAGGGAGGCCAAGGGAAAUUUUAUCACAUCACCGUGUCUUCGUCCCAGCCCAACAGCAGCAAUGACAACAUACAGUCCAUCACCUCUGGGGACUGGGACGUGACCAAGAUCCUGUCCUACGAUGAGAAGCGGAAUAAGAUCUACUUCCUCAGCACGGAAGACCUGCCGAGGAGACGCCAGCUCUACAGUGCCAGCACCGUGGGCAACUUCAACAGGCAGUGCCUGUCCUGCGACCUGGUGGACAACUGCACCUACUUCAGUGCCUCCUUCAGCCACAGCAUGGACUUCUUCCUGCUCAAGUGCGAAGGUCCUGGAGUCCCCACUGUGACCGUGCACAACACCACAGACAAGAAAAAAAUUUUUGACCUAGAAACAAACGAACACGUACAGAAGGCCGUAAAUGACAGACAGAUGCCUAAAGUGGAGUACAGGAAAAUCGAGAUUGACGAUUAUAACUUGCCCGUUCAGAUCCUCAAGCCAGCGACCUUCACCGACACUGCCCACUACCCCUUGCUCCUGGUGGUGGAUGGCACCCCAGGGAGCCAGAGCGUGGCGGAGAAGUUUGAGGUGACCUGGGAAACGGUAAUGGUGAGCAGCCAUGGAGCCGUGGUGGUGAAAUGUGACGGCCGAGGCAGUGGCUUCCAAGGAACUAAGCUCCUGCAUGAAGUGAGGAGAAGGCUGGGCUCCCUGGAGGAGAAGGACCAGAUGGAGGCUGUGCGGACGAUGCUGAAAGAGCAGUACAUCGACAAGACGCGUGUGGCCGUGUUUGGGAAGGAUUAUGGCGGGUACCUGAGCACUUACAUCCUCCCAGCAAAGGGUGAAAACCAAGGUCAGAUUUUCACCUGCGGCUCUGCCCUGUCUCCAAUAACAGACUUCAAGCUCUACGCAUCUGCAUUUUCCGAGAGGUACUUGGGCCUCCACGGACUUGACAACAGAGCAUACGAGAUGACCAAGGUGGCCCAUCGCGUGUCAGCGCUGGAGGAACAGCAGUUUCUGAUCAUUCACGCAACCGCUGAUGAAAAAAUCCAUUUCCAGCACACCGCAGAACUCAUCACACAACUAAUUAAGGGAAAGGCUAAUUACAGCUUGCAGAUUUACCCGGAUGAAAGCCAUUACUUUAACAGCGCCUCCCUCAAACAGCACCUCUACCGCUCCAUCAUCAACUUCUUUGUGGAAUGCUUCAGGAUUCAGGACAAACUCCCGACAGCCACAGCAAAAGAGGAGGAGGAGGAGGACUGACCAGGAGCCAGCCCUAAGCACAACGUGGCUCUUCCUAGAACAGCGUACCACUGGGACCCUGCCUCCCUCUCCCGCAGAGGGCUGGGGUGGGGGCACGAAGUGUUAUCGUUCCAUAGCAUGUAUGUCUCGGGUCCUGAAGGCAGUUUUGCUUCUGAAACAAGCUCCUUCCCGGGUGGAGAUGCGUCAUCGCUCACGAGGGCUUCCGAGGAGCCUGGAACCAUCACAGCAUUGCCGCCCCCUGGCCCCAGAGUGACUGGUGCAUCCCACAGCCCCUCCCCAAGGAACGGUAUGAAGGACAGACAGCAGUGAAGAAACUGGCCCUGAAAUUCCAGCUGUCGAGCAGUAGCAUUAAGACCCACCCUCUACCGGAGGGCCGCGUCCACAUUAGCAGCAUCACAUCCAGUCUGAUAUAACCACGCCAUGGGAACAACUAUAGCACAAUUAUUUUAACAGUACUUGUUCAUAGAUUGGCUUGCUCCUUUCUGUAAUUAGGAGAUUCCACGUUUAAGGGGCUGUACAAAGUAUUACUGUAGCUAUGCUAAUGGUUAACCUUAUGGAAUUAAUUCGUAUUUUUCUAUGGUUUUUACCUGACACUGUCUCUGGUCAUGGGGUUGUUUUGCUGUGCCGUUUUUCAUUUUCCUUUGUUUUGCUUGGUUUUCUUCAGUCAAUGUGUAGGCUUUGCUGUUGUUUGAAUGAAGAAGCAGAUCAGAACUAACUCACCGCUCUCUCCAAGGUCAUCUUCAGACUUUGCGGAGACAUUUCAAACCCCUGAGGGGAAGAAAUAUCCAUACGAUUCACUAAAAAAAAUUCACCAAUAAACCCUCUCCCACCCAGCCACAUCUGGAUUUGGCUUAGAUUUGCAUUGUCCGCUUACAGAUGUCUUUCGACCCAUCCUUUGCCUCCUUGAUAAGUUGUCAAGUCUUUUCAGAUGACAUUUGGUUGAAAAACAUAAAAAGACAAAGUGUUGACCUCACCCCCAGGUCUGUCACAUGCGCUCGGGUGGCAGGAAGCCGAGUCGCCUCCCAGCUCCUUUCCUGGGGAUGGCUCGUGCCCUCCCCGCCGCCCAGGAGCAGCCACGUCGAUGCUCUGCACUAGCCCUGUAGGAUGCCCUCUGGCCAAGUGUGGAGCGGUGUCCUAGUGUGAAUUUCCUUCUGUUGUGUAUAAAGACAGGAACCUGCGUCAGGCAUCGCCCGCCUUCCCCGCCCAGCGCCCCCACUCCCCUCUGCGUUCCGCAUUUCGCUUGCAUGCCCGACACUCUGGCUGAUCUGCGCUCUCUAGAAGUGCUCGUUUGAAAUAUAUUGAUUACCGUCAUUUCCUCUGGAGCUUGUUGACAAGCUGAAUGUCAGUUCUGAUUUCUCCAGCUUCCGGUCCUGCUGGAGGGUCCUUGACAUCUUGUCAGCAGAGAAGACACGUCCAUGUCUCUUUGAUGUUUGGGGUUUGGUUUCACCCACGCGAGCUCUGAACGUCAGUUGUAGUUAGUCUGCUUGGGAGAUCUCCAUCACGGGAUUUUUAGGGUGAUCUGUCACUGUUGGUUAGAAGGAUCAACGUGCUGACCGGUAUGACCGCUCUGAAGGCUGCGUGAUCGUGCUUGUGCUGUUUCCGUGGGCUUGGCCAACUGCAGAGCCAGCUAGGGCUGACGGGGGAAGCCUGCUCUGGCCACGAUCUGGUAGGAGGGAGGUCAGAAUGUGGCAUGGUAGCGUUUGUUCAUCCAUGGAAUAAAACAUUAUUUUACCACUCGGA
Messenger RNA from Equus caballus (horse), 4760 nucleotides. It is a transcript of the gene DPP6, whose product is annotated as dipeptidyl peptidase like 6. Gene Ontology annotation, molecular function: serine-type peptidase activity; potassium channel regulator activity. Gene Ontology annotation, biological process: proteolysis; regulation of potassium ion transmembrane transport. Gene Ontology annotation, cellular component: voltage-gated potassium channel complex; plasma membrane. The record is from RefSeq and is a predicted model, not a curated record. Lineage: Eukaryota; Metazoa; Chordata; Mammalia; Perissodactyla; Equidae.